Pseudopipra pipra is the source of this 7026-nucleotide messenger RNA. RefSeq names its product sulfate transporter-like. Gene Ontology annotation, biological process: transmembrane transport. The record is from RefSeq and is a predicted model, not a curated record. Bases 3540 to 5759 code for a protein of 739 amino acids. Lineage: Eukaryota; Metazoa; Chordata; Aves; Passeriformes; Pipridae. The transcript has 3 exons. Gene Ontology annotation, molecular function: sulfate transmembrane transporter activity; bicarbonate transmembrane transporter activity; chloride transmembrane transporter activity. Gene Ontology annotation, cellular component: plasma membrane.
GAGCACAUGGCACAGGAUUGUCUCCUGAUGGUUCUGGAAUAUCCCCAGUGAGGGAGACUCCUCACCCUCUCUGGGCAAUCUGUCACUUGCACAGUAAAGAAGCUCUUCCUCAUGUUCAGGUGGAACUUCCUGGGCACCAGUUCCUGCCCGUUGCCUCCUGUCCCAUUGCUGGGCACCCCCGAGCAGAGCCUGGUCCAUGCUCUGACCCCUCCCUGCAGACACUGACAGACAUUGUUCAGGUCCCCUCUCACUGUCUCCUCUCGAGGCUGAACAGCACCAGCUCCCUCAGCCUUUCCUUGUAAGGGAGAUGCUCCAUCCUUUCAUCAUCUCCACAGCCUCUGCUCUGCCUGCUCCAGGAGCUCCAUGUCCCUGCUGUCCUGAGGAGCCCAGACCUGGACACAGCACUGCAGAUGUGCCUCACCAGGGCUCAGCAGAGGGGCAGGAUCACCUCCCUGACUUGCUGGCAAUGCUCGUCCUAAUGCACCCCAGGAUACCAUUGGCCUUGGCCCCAGGACACACUGCUGGUCAUGGACAACUUGUUAUCCAGCAGGACCCCCAGGUCCUUCCCUGCAGAGCUGCUCUCCAGCAGGUCAGCUCCCAACUUGUACAGGUGCCCAGGGUUGUUCCUCCCCAGGUGCAGGCAUUUGCCCUUGUUGAAUUUCAGAGGGCUCCUCUCUGCCUGUCUCUGUCUCUCCAACCUCUCGAGGUCCCUUGAAGGGCUGCACAGCCCUCUGGGGGAUCAGCCACUCCUCCAGCUUUGUGGCAGUGAACUUGCUGAGGAGGCGCUGACCCCUUCAUCUGAGUCAUUGAUGAGUAAGUUAAACAAUGCUGGGCCCAGUACUGAACCCUGAUGGACACCACUGGUGACAGGCCUCCAAACUAGACCCUGAUUACGAUCCUCUGGGAUCUGCCAUUCAGCCAGGUCUCAAUCCACCUUGCUGUCUGCUUAUCCCGCCCACACUACCUGAGUUUGCUGAGAGAAGGUGUCAGAAGCCUCCCUGAAGCUCAUUAGACAAUAUCCACUGCUCUGCCUCAGAAGAUGCUGCAGCUAUAACUUUUGGAAAGAAGAGCCACACGUGUUUGGUGAGUCCUCAGUCCCUGUUUCCCCUGACAGGGUCCCUGUUGCAAUGCACAGUGUACACACAGCUGUGUGCUCUGUUCUCCCACACCAUGUUGCACACACAUAGGCACUCAGGGAGGUUCCCUGCCCACGUAAACCAGGGCACUGAUUGAUGAUUCGUGGCUUUCACCUUGUUCUGACCCUGCUGCUCUGUGCAACCCAGCUGUGGUUUGUUUCAGGAUUAAUAACAGGUAAUCAGCAAUGUGGUGACAGUGAUGUGCCAUGUACCAGGGAGCAGCAUCCUCCUGUGGGUCAGGACCAUAUUCCUAAAAUGAAAGAAAUGACAAAGUUGGUCAAGUUUGAUGCUACUCGUACUUUACAAUAUGUGUAGUUACAGGGCCUGGUAUUACAUACCCAGCCUUAUGAAAUUGCUGUCAUGUAUUUCACUGUUACUUGACAUAAUAUGAAGCUGUCUCAGGGGAGGAUUAGGCUGGAUAUUGGGAAAAGGUUCUUCCCCCAGAGGGUGGUCGGGCACUGAACAGGCUCCCCAGGGCAGUGGUCAUGGCCCCAAGGCUGCCAGAGCUCAAGGAAUGUUUGGACAAUGCUCUCAGGGACAUGGUGGAAUUGUUGGGGUGUCCUGGGCAGGGCCAGGAGCUGGAUUUUGAUGAUCCUCGUGGGUCCCUUCCCUUUGAUUCUGUGAUUGUAUACCAGGUUAUAUGCCUUGUUCAGGUCAUGGCCAGUAAGAGUCAGAGCAAAACUGAGAGCAGCUCUGCAUGCAGUUCUGAGCAGUUACUGUGAACAUUAUGUCUUGCAUACUAUGUGUCCUUGAAUUAUGGAAAAGACCCAGCAUGGCUCAGCUUUUACCUGAGGAUACCUUUUACCUUAGGAGACCUCAGAGCACAUGCUGCAAUUUUUGUGUUGCCAACAGAGUGGUAGGAGCACUCAUUUCUGGGGAAUGCCUGCAGGAGCUUUCUCUUGAAAAACACAGGACAGGCAUUGCCUUGAGCAAAAUGAGUCUGGUUCCUGCUGAUACAGAGCUGAGAUGACCAGAUUCAGUCAGCAGCACCCUUUACCUGUAUUGUUUAAAGCUCUGCCUUACCUGAGAAUAACAAAUUCUUGCCAUACAUGCUUCUGUACUAGAUGGGACCUCUCCAACCCCAUCUUCAAGGUCACAGCCUGAUUGGAGUCUCCUUGGGAAAAGUGUCCAGGAGUCCAGCUCAUGCAAAGCCCUCCCAGCACCUGGAGCAGCAGGUUAGAAACUUCCUGAGCACGGAGACCUUUGUUAGAGCUUUUUCAGCACUUCUUCAUGAAGCUUCCCAACCCCUUUUCUUGAACCUGUUGACUCCCACCACACCUUGUGGCAGUCUGUCCCGACCUCCGAGCUGUGGGAAAAAGCUUCUCCUUCUGUUUGAAGUAUCAUAGCAGAUCCAGUAUUGUCACACAGCAGGUAGCUGGAGAUUAGAUUAGGUACUUGGAAAGAAUUCUUUACUGGGUUGGAAGGGCCUUUAAAGAUCAUCCAGUCCCACCCCCUGCCAUGGGCAGGGACACCUUCCUCUAGACCAGGUGGCUGAGUUCAGUCCAGCCUGGCCUUGAACACUUCCAAGAAUGGAGCAGCCACAACUUUUCCAGGCAACCUGUGCCAGGGCCUCACCACCCUAAAUAAUGCCAAAUAGCCUGGGCUGAAUGCCAGUUCAGUAUGAGAGAGAAAUGUGUCUCCAGUUUUUAUUGCACUGUAUUUAUCUGUAAUCAAUUUAAUCUGUUUGCAGAUCCUUUAUAGCAUUCAAUGAUUAGCUUGAUAACUUGGAAAAGAGUCAAAAGCACUGGACAUUUGUUGUGCAGGGAAAAACAUGGAGACAGCAACAAAGUGUUGCAGAAGUUGCCAAGGAAUGUUUUUCGUCCUUGUUACAUAAAUGGGGAGUGCUCCUUGAAUCCUCCAGCUGAUGUGGUUGGAAGUGAUCUUUUUUUCCAUCUUCUAGGAGCGAAGAUGCUCUUUAUCAGUGUUUAUUUGUAGGUUCCUUGGUCCCUCUCAAAUCUCAGAGUGGUGUGACUGCAUUUCCACGUGCAAUCAAAGGGUCAGUGACACUUUUGGCCUCACAGUAUUUGUGUUUUCUUUGUCCUGCAAGCUCUGCUGUGCCCCCUGCAUGGUAGCACAAACUACCCUGCCAAAUAACAGGUGGCUGCAAAAGCUGUUCUGUUUUCUAGGACGUGUUGUCUCUUGCAGAAACAUGAAUAAUUGCUUCCCAAGAAACUACUGGAGAGGUUCUGUUCAGCUUUUUUGUCCUCAGGUGCCUUUGUUGCAUUUUGCCAUAUCUCAGCAGUGGGACCAAUUCUGAGCUUGUCUCCUUUUCCUUGUUUUUUUCCUUAAAAAGGAUGAUGUUUUGCAGAUGUCUACGUAUUGAAAAUACAUUUCCAAGCAGAACUGAACCAACAGCCAUCUGAAAAUACUGUCAAGUCCCAAAUCUGAAGCUCUCCUGGUGCCAUGGAGGACACGUCCAGCCAGAAGUCCGGACCAAGCAAAGACACACUGAGCUCCCCAGUGCCACAGGAGACUCCUGCCCAUUUCAUCCACGUCAAGUUGGAGGAAUAUGAGCCCACAGACUUCAGCACCAAGGAACUCAUCCUAAAGAAAGCCAGAGAGGUCUGCACAUGCAGUCGUCAAACCAUCAUCACCUUCCUGUGCCGGUUGUUCCCAAUGCUGGACUGGCUCCCUUGCUACAACAUCAAGACACAGUUGCUUGGGGACAUCAUAUCUGGGCUCCUGGUGGGGAUAGUCACCAUCCCUCAGUCCGUCUCCUACUCCCUCCUAGCCAGCCAGGAUCCCAUCUACGGGCUCUACACCAACUUCUUCUGCAGCAUCAUCUACUUCGCCAUGGCCACUUCGCGGCACAACUGCGUGGGCUCCUUCGGGGUGCUGUGCCUGCUGGUGGGGCAGAGCGUGAACCGGCACCUGCGGCUGGCGGGGUACGGCGACGACAGCUCCGACAGCUCCCCACUGCUGGGCAACACCACCUCUGCUGGCAACGGGACAGCUGCCUGCGACAGGAGCUGCUACGCCAUCACCGUGGCCCUUUCCUUAUGCUUUCUGGUUGGCAUUUACCAGAUCGUGCUGGGGGUUUUACAGCUGGGAUUUGUGGCUGUCUACCUGUCAGAACCUCUCCUUGGUGGCUUUGUGACCGGCUCCAGCCUCACCAUUAUCACCUCCCAGAUGAAGUAUCUCCUGGGACUGAAAAUCCCUCGUCACGAAGGGGUGGGAUCAUUCAUCCUGACCUGGGUUGACCUUUUCAGAUACAUUCGGAACACCAACAUCUGUGACCUGGUCACCAGCCUGGUUGCUUUGGCCAUCAUAGUGCCUGUCAAGGAGAUCAAUGACCGGUACAAGGAGAAGAUGAAGGCCCCGUUCCCCAUAGAGCUGCUGGUGGUCAUUGUAGCCACAGUCAUAUCUCACUACUUCAACUUUGAAACACGAUACAAUUCUGAUGUUUGUGGGGAUAUCCCCACUGGUUUCAGGAAACCCACUCUACCAGAUAUAAGCCUGUUUCCCAGCCUGGCAAUUGAUGCUCUGCCCAUUGCUGUUAUUGGCUUUGCCAUGACCAUCUCCCUGGCAGAAAUCUUUGGCAAAAAGCAUGGCUACACUGUCCGUGCCAACCAGGAGAUGAUCGCCAUUGGCAUGUGCAACCUGAUCCCUUCCUUCUUCUACUGCUUUGCCAGCUCUGCAGCCCUGACCAAGACUCUGCUGAAGGAGUCCACGGGGACCCAGACCCAGGUCUCUGGCCUGGUCACCUCCCUGGUGCUGCUGCUGGUGCUGCUGUGGAUUGCUCCGCUCUUCUACUCGCUGCAGACCUCCGUCCUGGGGGUGGUCACCAUCGUCAACCUGCGGGGGGGCCUGAGGAAGUUCCGUGACACCCCCCGGAUGUGGCGGCUCAGCAGGCUGGACACGGUGGUGUGGUGGGUGACCAUGCUGAGCUCCACCCUGAUCAGCACAGAGAUCGGGCUCCUCGUGGGCGUCUGCUUCGCUCUGCUCUGCAUCAUCUUCCGCACGCAGAGACCCAGGGCCGCGCUCCUGGGCAAGGUCAGCAACACGGAGAUCUACGAGGACCAGUCCACUUACAAGCAGCUCAGCAGCAUCGCCAACAUCAAAAUCUUCCGCUUCGAGUCGUCCCUCUACUACGCCAACAAGGACUAUUUCAAGACUGUUCUGUACCAGAGAACUGGGGUAAAUCCUGUUCUGCUGGCUGCUAAACACCAAAGGGUGCAGGCCCGGGCAAACACAGAGACAGGCAACAGCAAGAGCUUUUUGGGCACUGGGUUUAACUGCCUGAAACAGGCCAAGAAAAGGGCUGAGAAGCCUCCAGCAGAUGCCUGUCCUCCCUCCAUAGAUAUGCACACCUUAAUCCUUGACUGUGGGGCAAUGCAGUUCAUAGAUACUGUGGGUCUCUCUGUGCUAAAGGAGACAUAUCAUGACUAUAAGAAGAUUGGUGUCCAGGUGCUCCUGGCCAACUGCAACCCCUCCAUCCGCCACCGGCUCCGGGAGGGAGGCUGGGCUGGCGAGACAGGCAGUGAGGGUCAGCUGGCUUUCCACAGCGUCCAUGAUGCAGUGCAGUUUGCUGAGCGGUGGUACCAUGUGCACCAGGAGGAAAGCAAGGAGAAACAGGAUGCUCUCCUGGACCCCGAAGACCUGAACUUCCAGGUGUCUUUGUAGACCUGUGUGUGGGGAAUGAUUUCUAACGGGGAAGGGCUUGGUACGUACUCGAGAGCAGUUUCGGUCUUUGUGCAGUCAGAGCGCGCAGGAGAGACUGGUGAUGAUCUGCCAGCAGCGGCAUGGGGGAGAAGGAUGGGAAGAGAGAUUUGAGGAGAGAUUGGCAACAGGUAAAUCGUCCGGGAGGCGUUUUUUGGGGUCCGUCGUGCCGGUGAGAGCCGGGGCGGCGUUUGAGGCGCUCCCGCCCUGCACUGCCCCGCGGGGGCGCGGGGGGGCGCGAGUGAGACGCGCUCGGGGCCGUGUCCUGCAACCCCGGCGGGCUCGGGGAAUCCGGGAUGGUUUGGGGGGGACAGAGCUAAAGGUCAUCCCCUUCCAGCCCCCUGCCAUGGGCAGCGACACCUUCCACUAGACCAGGUUGCUCCAAGCCCCGUCCAACCUGGCCUUGAACACUUCCAGGGAUGGGGCAGCCACAGGGUCAAGAUGGGACACUAAGACAAAGGAAAGAGGAGCUGCAGGCAAGGUCAAGAGAUUCAUGGAGCUCCUGGAGUGGGUCCAGCCGAGGCUGCGGAGAUGAUGAAGGGACUGGAGCAUCUCUCUUACAAGAAAAGGCUGAGGAAGCUGGGGCUGUCCAGCCUUGAGAAGAGACACUGAGAGGGGACAUCAUCACUCUCUGUCAGUAUUCCACAGUUGAAAUUACAGAUUUUCUCCCCCCCCAAAAAGGUACCGGAGAUCACCAGCUGCUCUUCAUAAACUGUAAAUGAGGAGACCUGUGCCACAGCCUGCAAGAGCCACAGUUCUCCCAGUGCCUGGUAGGAUCUGUGCUACCUGCCCUGCACAUCCACAUGUGUAGCUGGAUCCUGCCUGCAGCAGGAGACAUGGAGCUGUCACUCCCAGCAGUGGGUCAGGGCUUUCUGACACCUCCAGCACUUCCAGGUGUGCAACUGGAGGAGCCUCAGCUCCAUAUUGGACACGGGUACCUGUCCUUUCUGCUGGGCUGGGACAGGGACAGGCAGCAUCCUGCUGGCCCUGAUGCUGCACCCCAGGGGUGAGUGUGUGCUCUAAGCUCUGAAGGCUCCACAGCACUGCCAAGUCCCAGAAUAGCUUUUCUUCCACUAACUCCAUCUGUAAAAACACCUUCUAUGUUGAAUAUUUCUAUGUGACUAUUCCCCUGGCCUCAUCCAAGCAAAUGCAGCACCUUCCUCUGAAGGGAACUGUAGCUUGGAAGCCCAGGGACAGGAGACUGUUGUAAAUAAAGUGUAUGGAAAAGGAA